Molecule: messenger RNA, 3142 nt
Organism: Teleopsis dalmanni
Lineage: Eukaryota; Metazoa; Arthropoda; Insecta; Diptera; Diopsidae
Gene: pug
Product: C-1-tetrahydrofolate synthase, cytoplasmic
Exons: 10
Coding region: 200-3112 (970 amino acids)
Biological process (GO): mitochondrial respiratory chain complex III assembly; tetrahydrofolate interconversion
Cellular component (GO): cytosol; mitochondrial matrix
Molecular function (GO): formate-tetrahydrofolate ligase activity; methylenetetrahydrofolate dehydrogenase (NADP+) activity; ATP binding
Source: RefSeq, a predicted model, not a curated record
AUUGUAGACUUCCAACACUUAUACUCUUUGACUGAACAUACCCCGCAAUAUUCACGUGCGACAACAGCUGAGUUUGACAUUUCAAUUUUGGCAAUUACGAAACUAUUUAGGAGCCGCUUGAGAAUGUUUAUUUUGUAAAUUUAAUUAUUUUAUUGAGUCGUUAUAAUAAUAGCAAACUAUAUGAAGUUGCUAUUUAACUAUGUCAGCGCAAUACCAAAGAUUUUUGAAAUUAUUGGAAAAGUGGCCCACUGAUAAGACUAAAGUUGGCAGUGAAGCCAUUGUAGCGCCAACAAAAAGUAAAAUGUCUGUUAGUGGAGCCGCAAUUAUCUCGGGCACUGCCGUUGCAAAAGGAAUUCGUGAAUCUCUUACGCAAGAAGUACAAGAAUUGAAGCAACAAAUUGCCGAUUUUGCACCCGGACUACGCAUUGUGCAAGUCGGUGGACGCGAGGACUCCAAUGUCUAUAUUCGCAUGAAAAUCAAGGCUGCCACCGAAAUUGGCAUAGACGCUGAGCUUGUUAAAUUACCACGGACGAUAACUGAAAUUGAGUUACUGGAAAAAAUAAGCCAAUUGAAUAAUGAUCCUAUGGUGCAUGGAAUUAUCGUACAAAUGCCACUUGACUGUGAUACCAAAAUUGAUUCACAUAAAAUUACUGACGCGGUUUGUCCCAAAAAGGAUGUGGAUGGCUUACAUACCAUAAAUGAAGGUCGUGCAGCAAUUGGUGAUUUAAAAGGAUUCCUACCCUGCACACCAUGGGGUUGUAUUGAAUUGAUAAAAAGUUCGGGUGUACAAAUUCAAGGUGCCAAUGCAGUAGUAUUGGGUCGCAGUAAGAUUGUCGGGACACCAGUGUCGGAGCUACUUAAAUGGGAGCAUGCCACUGUAACUGUUUGUCAUUCAAAAACCAAGAACUUAAACCAGAUAUGUCGAUCUGCUGAUAUUUUGGUGGCAGGUAUUGGUGUACCUGAGAUGAUAAAAGGCAGUUGGAUUAAGCCUGGUGCUGUUGUCAUUGAUUGUGGCAUCAAUGUUAUACCAGAUUCUACUAAAGAAAGUGGAACACGCCUUGUUGGUGACGUUGAUUUCGAAGAGGCUAGAAAGGUAGCUUCGUUCAUUACACCAGUUCCCGGUGGUGUUGGACCUAUGACAGUAGCUAUGCUAAUGAAAAACACUGUGCGCUCAGCAGUUUUAGCUGCAAAUUCCCUUUUGCGUAAACAAUGGGACUUGGUUCCACUAACUCUAAAUAAAGUGAUACCAGUGCCGAGUGAUAUUGUGAUUGCUAGAUCACAAACACCAAAGAAUAUCUCUAUAUUAGCUGAAGAAAUUGGAUUGAUGGGCAAAGAAGUUUCCCUUUAUGGUGACAAAAAGGCUAAAAUUGCAUUAAGUGUUAUUGAGCGUUUGAAAAACCGCGGUAAUGGACAUUAUGUUGUUGUAGCUGGUAUAACUCCAACACCACUAGGCGAAGGCAAAAGUACUACUCUAAUUGGUCUGGUACAAGCUCUAGGUGUACAUAGAAACAGAAAUUCAAUAGCUUGUCUGCGUCAACCCUCUCAAGGUCCUACAUUCGGUAUUAAAGGCGGUGCUGCUGGCGGUGGUUAUGCACAAGUUAUACCAAUGGAAGAUUUUAAUUUGCAUAUGACCGGUGAUAUACAUGCUGUUUCAGCUGCAAAUAAUUUACUUGCCGCACAAUUGGACACACGUAUUUUCCAUGAGAAUACCCAGAAGGAUCAAGCACUCUUCGAUCGUUUGGUACCACGUAUUAAGGGUGUACGUAAAUUUUCCAAAAUACAAUUACGACGUCUGCAACGUUUGGGCAUAAAUAAGGAUGAUCCAGAGUCACUAACAACAGAAGAGAAGAGUAAAUUUGCACGUCUAGACAUUGACAUCGACACUAUUAUGUGGGAACGUGUUGUAGAUAUAAACGAUCGCUAUUUGCGUCAAGUAACUAUUGGAGAAUCACCAACAGAGAAGAAGUUCACACGUACCACAUCAUUCGCUAUUUCGGUGGCAAGUGAAAUUAUGGCCGUUUUAGCGCUUUCACGUUGUCUGGCUGAUAUGAAAGAACGUCUUGGUAAUAUGGUUGUAGCUUUUAAUAAGUCUGGUGAGCCCAUUACUGCCGAUGAUUUGGGUGUUACUGGUGCUUUAACAGUAUUACUGAAGGAUGCACUUGAACCAACACUUAUGCAAACAUUAGAAGGCACACCAGUGCUCGUGCAUGCUGGUCCUUUUGCUAACAUUGCACAUGGUUGCUCUUCAAUUGUAGCUGAUGAGAUAGCUUUGAAGUUAGUUGGAGAUCAGGGUUUUGUUUGUACUGAGGCUGGUUUCGGUUCCGAUAUUGGCAUGGAGAAAUUCUGCAAUAUUAAAUGCCGUUCAUCAGGUCGCAAGCCAAAUGCUAUUGUAUUGGUUGCAACAGUGAGAGCUUUGAAAAUGCAUGGUGGUGGCGCACCAGUGACAGCUGGAGCACCACUCAACAAACAGUACACUGAGGAAAAUUUGACACUACUUGAGCAGGGUUUACCUAAUUUAUUGCAGCACAUUUCUAAUGGAAAGAAAUUUGGUUUACCAGUUGUUUUAGCACUUAAUCGUCAUAGUAAUGAUACUGAAGCAGAACAUAAGCUGGUUUUGGAUGCUGCAUUGAAAGCUGGCGCAUUUGCUGCUGUCACUUGCUCCCAUUGGAGUGAAGGUGGCGCUGGUGCAGCUGAAUUGGCCGAUGCUGUCAUUAAAGCUUGUGAGAAUUCUAAGAAUUUCAAAUUGCUCUACUCGAAUGAUAUCUCUUUAGAAGACAAAAUGAAUACCAUAGCACAGAAUAUGUAUGGUGCUAAAAAAGUGGAACUCACUGAAAAAGCCGCAGCUGCUGUGAAGAAACUGACAGAAGCAGGUUUUGGUAAUUUACCAAUUUGUAUGUCAAAAACAUCUGCUUCUUUGACUGGUGACGCAUCUAUAAAAGGAGCUCCAAAAGAUUUUACUUUGAGUGUGGAAAAUGUUUAUGUUUCCGCUGGUGCUGGCUUUGUAGUAGCUAUGUGUGGAGAAAUUUCUAAAAUGCCUGGUCUACCAACACGUCCAUGCAUAUAUGAUAUUGAUCUCAAUACUGAAACUGGCGAGAUUGAAGGAUUAUUUUAAAAUCUACAAAUAAGGACAAAAUGUCAAAAA